AUGUCUUCUACUAGCCAAGUCCAUCUCAUCCCUUGGGAUCCAAACUCCAGCGAACAUGUCGACAGGCUCGUCAAGCAGCGGGAGGACUGUGGUUGGGACAGCGAGAAAGUGCAACCACUUUGGCAAGAGAGACAAAGAUUGGGUAGGAAAUGCAUAUUUUGGAUUACACUCCCAAUUCCAACCGAUGAGCCUGAUGCAGACGGAAAACUGCUGCUGCAUUUCGACAUGUUCCCCAUGGAUAAGCGACCGUUGCAAGACACCAGUGCAUCCAUUCGUGGUACUCCUCGCGCCCCGACCCAUGAAUCCUUUUACCCAGUUGGUCAUAUUUCCCUGGACUCUGAAAACCCCGGCACGGAAGGGUUCGGCCUGGAUAUUCCUUCAGAAGGCGUUUACUGGAUAAAAACAUUCUAUGUGUCAAAGGCCUUGCGGGGUACCGGCAUUGGCCGUGCUGCCAUGGACACCAUAGAGAUGAUGGCGGUGGAAAAGCCGUUAAGUGCCCGCACUCUUGCUCUCGACACAGUCCAAAAAGAUAGCGCGAUUGCUUUGGCAAUUGAAAACACUGGCCAAUCGCCCAAGAUGACUGCCCAUGGCUGGUAUGAGAAACGCCACUACGAGUUAAUCCACACUGUUGAUGACUUUUACGCCCCUGGUCUCAAGACCGUGUUUAUGAAGAAGGACAUUACUUGA
Ilyonectria robusta is the source of this 687-nucleotide messenger RNA. RefSeq lists its product as uncharacterized. The transcript is spliced from 4 exons. Gene Ontology annotation, molecular function: acyltransferase activity, transferring groups other than amino-acyl groups. Lineage: Eukaryota; Fungi; Ascomycota; Sordariomycetes; Hypocreales; Nectriaceae. The record is from RefSeq and is a predicted model, not a curated record. The coding region runs from base 1 to 687 and encodes 228 amino acids.